UAAAAAAAAAUAAAUCUUUGGAUCCCUUUAAGUAAAAGAGAGCUUCGGUCCUUUCAGACCAGGAGAGAGUGUUAGUUUCCGCUCCCGAUCCAGGGAGAGAGCCGGUGAUGACGGCUGUGGUGGUGGCCGGGAGGAAUAACAGUCGGCUUUGACGCUGGUUUUGGCGGUCGCACCGGUAUUAGACAUGACGUGGCCGUCUUAGGAUUCCCGCUAAUAAAAGAGAAACAAGUUGGCACCCUUUUUUUUAAUUAUUAUUUAUCAUUCUGAUCGGAUCUUUGUUGUUGGUUCGUGGUGUUGAUUGAACUGUGUGGGUCCCUAAGAGUGUGGGGAAUGCAUCUGGGCUGGUUUAUCUCUGAGUUGAUUUGAACCGUUUUGGCUUAAAGCUGGUUUCAUCCUCCUUGUUUCUUCUCAGAAUCUCGAGCUUUAAGCUUUUAUGGUUCAGUGAUUCAGUUGAAUAUUGAGAAAUUGGAUUUGAUAUGCUUAUGAAAGAUGUCGUUCAAGCGUAUCAUGCGAGAGUUAAAGGAAAUGAAAGAGGGGAUUGGGAACGUAUCGAAGAGAGGAGGUGAAAGCAAGAGUUGGCGUAGUCGGCCUCGAUCCCAUGUUGCUCCUGAUCAAUCACAGACCGAACCCGAAUCUGUAGACCAAAGCCCUUGGUCGAACCUACUGCCUGAACUGCUCCUGGAUAUCAUCCAGAGGGUUGAAGAGAGCGAGACAACUUGGCCUGCUCGAGCAGCAGUUGUGUCUUGUGCAGCUGUUUGUAGGUCUUGGAGGGAGAUUACAAAGGAAAUCGUCAAGAACCCUGAGCAAUGUGGAAGGCUCACAUUCCCCAUUUCGCUGAAGCAGCCCGGGCCUCGUGAGUCACCGAUUCAAUGCUAUAUUAGAAGGGACAAAGCAACUUCUACAUAUCUUUUGUUCCAUGGUCUGAUGCCUUCCGAGGGAGAGAGGGAUAAAUUGUUGUUAGCAGCAAGGAAGUUCAGAAGGGCUACAUGCACGUACUUCGUUGUAUCUUUGGUUGCUGAUGAGUUUUCUAGGGACAGCCAUACGAAUGUUGGUAAACUAAGGUCUAAUUUUUUCGGUACCAAGUUCACAAUAUAUGACAGUCAAUCUCCCUGUGAUUGGAUAAUCCCGUCAACUACUCAAUCGAGUCGAAGAUCCUAUUCAAAGCAGGCACCUCCAAAACUAUCUUCAUCCAACUGCAGCAUAUGUACCAUUACCUAUGAGCUCAAUGUUCUGCGAACACGGGGGCCACGGAGAAUGGAUUGUAUUUUGCACUCAAUUCCUGUAUCUGCUAUUCAGGAAGGAGGCACUGCACCGACACCGUUAGCAUUUGGCAAAUCCUUUGAAGAACAACUUUCUUCUUUGACCAGUUCAAAAGGAAAGGAACCAGUGACAGGCACCAGCCCCCCAUCCCUCCCAGCCACACAAGUAGUCACCCUGGGAUCAGGAGAGCCACUAACCCUAAAGAACAAGGCUCCAAGAUGGCAUGAACAGUUACAGUGCUGGUGCCUUAACUUCAAGGGGCGCGUGACGGUGGCCUCUGUUAAGAAUUUCCAGCUAGUCACAGCUGUGGAGCCAUCACAUAAUGUAUCACUGGAAGAGCAAGAGAAGGUAAUCUUACAGUUUGGAAAAAUUGGUAAAGACAUCUUCACCAUGGAUUAUCGUUACCCUCUAUCCGCAUUUCAAGCAUUCACAAUCUGCCUGAGCAGUUUUGACACCAAACCUGCUUGCGAAUGAUCACCACAGAUCGUAGGUCUAUGUCAUUGACGUUACCAUGGCAGGGCAGCUUUGUUCCGAAUCGGCCUGUGAAUGAUGUAGUAUGUUGGUAAGAGGAUUCACAUCUCUCCCUUGGGAUGCUUCUUGCAGUUUGUUACCAACAUUUAUGUUCUAAUGGAAGCAUUUCUUGAAAGGCCUAUAUCUAGUCUUAUAAUUAUCCUUUUAAGCA
Molecule: messenger RNA, 1942 nt
Organism: Hibiscus syriacus
Lineage: Eukaryota; Viridiplantae; Streptophyta; Magnoliopsida; Malvales; Malvaceae
Product: tubby-like F-box protein 2
Exons: 5
Coding region: 490-1734 (414 amino acids)
Source: RefSeq, a predicted model, not a curated record